AUGGUGUCAACAGACGAGGCCCCUGCACUGGAUCAGCCGCAGGGCAUCUCGGACGGCAACCAGAGGGAUGACCUCAUGCUUACAGAUUCCGCGCUAGUCCCAGAGGGCAGAAACAUGUUUCCCUCGAUGGAGGCGCCAGACCUCUGUGACUUCGAGGUCGUUCAGGCAGAGACACAAUUUACGGAAACAAACUCAGAAGGAGACCACAGAAGUUCAGUUCCCUCUCAAACCCCUCGGACCCUGGGUGACCCCGCUGCCGGCGACUCAGCUACCUUCCAGAAGUCAGGUCGCGGGUCUGACUUCUCAAGCAGCGUAGAUGGGCACAUCAAGGCAGCUUUUGGCGCCCAUAUGUCGAGUCGCAGCGGCAGUGGAACAAUAUCUCUGCUCAAAGACAAUAACCAUUCGGCUGCGACUAUGUGUGCACGCCUGGAAACGGGCACAGUACCAACAAGCACUGCUUCGGUUUCUUCCCACCGCAUCUGUGCCUACAACUACAGAGAUGAGACAUGCGAAAAGAUGUUUGAGGAAGAGAACACCACCUUUCAAUUCAGCGCGGGGCUUGGCGCUCGCAACGGUGGAGCUCAGGAUGUUCGAAGUAAUGAUUUCGGCGCCGAGUGCCAAGGCGUAUUCGGUCCACCCCAUGGAACUGACAACCUCCCUGCCGCUCCUGUGAAGCCCGGGGACGCAGGCUUGCUCGCUCAAAUGAACCAAACAGUGCAGAUGAUGCAGCAGCAGCUUGAAGAGCAAGCAUUUCAGAUGAAGCACUUGACUGCGCUGGUUAACGAAAUGUCGACCAAGUUGGACCUGAUUCACGACGGGUUGUCGCCAUCGGAAAGGCAGUCCUCCGUCAAUUCCUCUGUUUGUAGAUCUCGCGACGGGAGGCCAGAAACGACGAAUGUCGUUCGCGGCCGCAUCGUGCCGCCUCCACUCCCGAGAGAGCGAUCGCAAGAUGCGGCGGCGCCUACGGCGGGUUCAAGAUCAGCGCGCUACAACGCCGCCGACGCUCAGUACUCAGAUCGGUAUCUAGAUCAGCGUAACGCCAUUGCCGCUCAGCGUCAAGCAGAUGCGGAAGCCCUGGAAAGAAAGCGUCUAGAGGAGUUGCGGGAGAUGGAAAGAAGGAAGGAAGAAGAACGGAAGAGAAAGGAAGAAGAAGAAAGAAGAAAGCAAGAAGAAGCAGCCCGUCGCGCAGCAGAGGAACAGAGACGACGAGAGGAACUGGAUGCGAAACGGAAGAAUAUUAUGAGCAGUCUGAUAAGUGGGCAAGUUGCACGCAGUUCUCUGUUUGGCGACGACAGCGGGCCGACGACCAAAAACAGCUUAUUUGAUGAUUAA
Besnoitia besnoiti is the source of this 1332-nucleotide messenger RNA. RefSeq lists its product as uncharacterized. The record is from RefSeq and is a predicted model, not a curated record. The transcript has 4 exons. Bases 1 to 1332 code for a protein of 443 amino acids. Lineage: Eukaryota; Apicomplexa; Conoidasida; Eucoccidiorida; Sarcocystidae.